AUGUGCUCAUCCAAAGUUAUCUUUGCCAUUGUUGCUUCGAUUGCUCUUGCAUCCGCGGUCCCUAAUACAAUUGGAUUGGAAGAUAUUCUCGGUGGAAAUGGUGGUGUACUCGGAGGAAUUACUAGCGGUGAAGGUGGUCUUGGAGGAGUACUCGGAGGACUUCUCGGUGGAGAAAACGGAGGAUUGACUGAAAUUGUGAAUAACCUUCUCGGAGGAAAUGAAGAUGCUCUCGGUGGUCUUUUGAGUAUUCUCGGAGGAACUCCAGGUGGAUUGGGACUGCCAAUCAUUGGAAAUCUCACUGAGCUGCCUCAGUUCUUGGUGGAUUUCUUGCAAGGUCUUCCGGAACCAGUCCUCGCACAAGUGACUGAUAUUCUCUCGAAUGCAUCUCUGAGCAUUGAUGAGAUUACCCAACAACUCCAACAAGCACUCUCUGGACAAAACGAAAAUCUGCUUGCUUCUCUUCUGGCUACAGUAACCAAUCUUGUCAGUGAACUUCUUUCGAGAGUCAGUGAAGUUGUUGCUAAUCUUGGAAGUGUCUUCGAUCAACUCACUCAAAUUCUCAACAACCAGGAUCAGACUCUUCUCCAACAGAAUGAAGCCAUUGAGAACUUGAGAAAACAAUCACCAAUUGAACUCGAAGCCAUUUUCCUAAUUGCUUCUAGAGUUGCCAAAACUCUCCAAGGAGGAAAUGGAGGAGUUGUUCCUGAACUUCCAGUCCCACUCCCAGAAACUCCACAAGUUCCCGUCUAA
Molecule: messenger RNA, 750 nt
Organism: Caenorhabditis remanei
Lineage: Eukaryota; Metazoa; Nematoda; Chromadorea; Rhabditida; Rhabditidae
Exons: 3
Coding region: 1-750 (249 amino acids)
Source: RefSeq, a predicted model, not a curated record